CGGAAAGCAGUUAGCGGCAACUCUAGCGAUGAGGAAACAAGAGGCAUAAAUGACUGAUAGAGUGAUAGGGUGUUCGGAAUACUGCAGUUGCGAGGGCAGCAUUGAUGCAACAUGACGCGCCUGGUGGAUCUCGUGCUGGUGCUGAUGAUGGUGAGCAGCAUUCUGGCACAACGGCCCCUGUGUGCUGUGGAUUGUUCCCGCUAUGGUUCAGCUAUGGGUAACCUGGGAGAUGAUCCUUUUGACUGUCACAAUUACUAUGUUUGCACCUCAAACACUACAUAUGUUGGUGACUCAGUGAGUUGCCCCAGUGGUGAAGCAUUUGACACAAACAGCAAAAAAUGCAUGGACCCAUCAUUCCAAGGGUUCAGCUGCACUCCACCUUGUGAACGAUGUACUUUUGACUGUGUUCAGAGUGUCAUGAGCAAAGCAGCUCUAAGAAUGUAUGGGCUUGAAUAUUAUGAGUGUGAUAAGCAUGGUAACAUUGUAGCUACAAUCAAAUGUGAUCCAGAAACUUAUUUUGAUGGGCAGGGAUGCCAGGCAGACAUUCAUAAAACCUGCUCAUGUAGGGCACCACACUGCAGUCAUGAUGAUGUACGUAACAGCAGACUAAAGCCAGACUACUUUAACUGUACUAACUUUUAUCACUGCAAUUUUGAAGGGCUACCUGAUGAAACCUGCCUUGACAGGUGCCCCUCAGGGGAAAUUUUCUCACGGGUUGAUCAUAAGUGUGAUCCCAAGGCCAAAUGUUCGGCUCCUUGUGCAGGGUACGAGUGGCACUAACCUUAGCAGUCUGCUGCUGCUGCUGCCUCAAGAAUUUUAUCAGUAUAUCAGAUUUAGACAGUUAGUUUUUAAGUCAUAGUUUUUUCUAAAGAGUCCUUGUUACUUUAGUGAGGCAAAAGUUAUGGACCAUAACAGACAUGUUUAGUAAAUUAUUUUAUUUACUGAAACGAGUAACCAUAUUACUAACACACUUCACUAUUGCUAAUGAAAAAAUAUUAUAACUUGUGUGCUAAUUGAAUAACCCUUUGGGUAUGUUUCUUUUCAAAAGCCAGUAUGUUACACCCUAUAUGAUUGACACCCACUCAAGAGAUUGCACCAGACAGAUCAACUCUCUCUCUCUCUCUCUCUCUCACACACACACACACACACACACACACACACACACACACACACACACACACACACACACACACACACACACACACACACACACACACAC
This is a messenger RNA of Scylla paramamosain (green mud crab), 1219 nucleotides long. RefSeq lists its product as uncharacterized. The transcript has 2 exons. Lineage: Eukaryota; Metazoa; Arthropoda; Malacostraca; Decapoda; Portunidae. Gene Ontology annotation, molecular function: chitin binding. Gene Ontology annotation, cellular component: extracellular region. The coding region runs from base 112 to 780 and encodes 222 amino acids. The record is from RefSeq and is a predicted model, not a curated record.